Molecule: messenger RNA, 2049 nt
Organism: Trichoplusia ni (cabbage looper)
Lineage: Eukaryota; Metazoa; Arthropoda; Insecta; Lepidoptera; Noctuidae
Gene: NGR-A15
Product: neuropeptide CCHamide-1 receptor-like
Exons: 10
Coding region: 297-1451 (384 amino acids)
Biological process (GO): G protein-coupled receptor signaling pathway
Cellular component (GO): membrane
Molecular function (GO): G protein-coupled peptide receptor activity
Source: RefSeq, a predicted model, not a curated record
UUGAUACAGAGUGAAAAUGAAAUGUUUUCUUCCAACUGUGGCAGUUUAAGUGAAUGACAAAAUGGUGUUUAAAAUUUAGAAAUAAAUUAUUAUAAUUUUAAUCAAGAUUAACCUAAUGGAGUGUGUUAAUUAACGUAAAAUACCGAAACAAAUUAAAUAAAUAAUAUUAGUGAGGGGAAAAGUUCUGGAUUUGGAUCAAGACCCCAGUUUGUGAACUUGAAAGUGAUCAAAAAGUUUUGAACAGCAACUCUUGACAAAUUCAUUUGGAUCUCUGAAAUAACGGCAUAAUAUGCACGAUGGAAGACUACAACGAGACUUACGACGAUAUGGCCAACAGCUCCGAGAGCUACCAGCCGUACUACGAGAGGCCGGAGACCUAUAUUGUACCUCUGAUAUUUGCACUAAUAUUCGUCAUAGGUGUUGUGGGCAAUGGUACACUAGUUGCCGUGUUCGUCAGACACAAAGCUAUGAGAAACGUGCCUAAUACAUACAUCCUCUCACUGGCCCUAGCAGACUUGCUCGUUAUAAUCACGUGCGUGCCCUUCACGUCCAUCGUGUACACUGUGGAGUCCUGGCCCUGGGGAGCCACGGUCUGCCGCGUGUCUGAAGCCGCCAAAGAUGUCAGUAUCGGCGUGUCAGUGUUCACGCUGACAGCCCUGUCAGCUGACCGAUACUUCGCGAUAGUCGAUCCGUUGAGGAAGCUUCAUGCAACAGGGGGCAGCAAGCGCGCGACACGUCUGACAGUAGCAACAGCCAUCGGCAUAUGGAUAUUAGCAGCUAUUCUAGCCACGCCAGCGUAUGUUGGUUCCUAUGUCAGAGCGUUCGUCGUUAAUCCUACAACACAGUUUUUAGUAUGUUAUCCAUACCCAGUGGAGUGGGGUGAGAGCUACCGUCGCGGCAUCGUGCUGAUGAGGUUCCUGGUGUACUACUCCUUGCCGCUGGCCGUCAUCGCGUUGUUCUACAUCCUCAUGGCGAGGCACCUGGUGCUGAGCACGCAGAACGUGCCUGGAGAAAUGCAGGGGACACAGAGACAGAUGCGAGCAAGAAGAAAGGUAGCCGUGACUGUGUUAGCUUUUGUACUGGUGUUCGCUGCGUGCUUCCUGCCUUCACAUGUCUUCAUGAUGUGGUUCUACUACUGUCCAACCGCGCAAGAAGACUACAACGGAUGGUGGCACGCGCUGAGGAUCAUCGGAUUCUGUCUCUCGUUCCUGAACAGUUGUGUCAACCCCAUCGCCUUGUACUGCACCAGCGGAAUCUUCAGGAAACACUUCAAUAGGUAUCUCCUUUGCCGAAGCAGUUCCACGCAUGGUCCAAGAGGCUCACUGUCCUUAUCUACUUCAAGAAGACUGCACUCAAGCAGGAAAACUAACAUCAGCAUGGUGCCAAGAACAACCAGCGUCGGCCGCGAGAGCAGCAUCAGGCUGCUGAACAACGGCUCAUCAAAGCUCUGAGGAAGGAGUCGUGGCCUCAGGUCCACGGCGAACAACAACCAAGAGAGGUCCAAAGAGAACUAUAGCAAGUCAUUUGUUUACAAAGCGGACUAUACGGCGCCUUUCCCAAAGUGUUGUGAAAACGAAAAUGGAGUGACCCAUGUUGAAACGAAUUUCGACGGCAAAGAUGCCAGUAGUACGGAAAGCUUCUUCUUGCCUUUGGAGAAUUUCCGCUCCUGUUAAUCAAUUUUAAUGGUUUAUUGGUGCUGGACAACUCGGGCGAUUAUUAAAAUCACUGGAUACCAGAAACACAUUGCCUUAUAUCGUCUCUUGGAAUAUGCUUGAUGCAAUUAUGAAAGUGUGGCAUCGCUCUACGCCUUAUAGUUCAUCGUUUCACUUCCUUAAAUGCAAUACUUACUUUAGGCGAUGGCCCUGACAAUCAUCAGGCUGGUCGUCAAAUUUUAAUGAUCGUUGGUAUCCAAUGGCCUUGACAAUCAUUGAUCAUCAGGCUGGCCGUUAUGAAUUUCAAUGCUAGUAUCCAUAAAAAUCGUUCGAGUUGAAAACGCGUGAUAGCCAAAAUGCCUGCAGAAAGGCAGGUGGUACACCAAACUAUUGCAAA